Molecule: messenger RNA, 680 nt
Organism: Centruroides sculpturatus (bark scorpion)
Lineage: Eukaryota; Metazoa; Arthropoda; Arachnida; Scorpiones; Buthidae
Product: 15-hydroxyprostaglandin dehydrogenase [NAD(+)]-like
Exons: 5
Coding region: 166-558 (130 amino acids)
Cellular component (GO): cytoplasm
Molecular function (GO): oxidoreductase activity, acting on the CH-OH group of donors, NAD or NADP as acceptor
Source: RefSeq, a predicted model, not a curated record
GUUUUUUACUAAAUUAAUUCAAUUACAGAAGCUUACUUGAAAGCCAAACAGACAUUUGGGGAUUUAAAUAUUUUAGUAAAUAAUGCAGGAGUUUCUCAAGAAAAUAAGGCUGUGGAUAUUAAUUUGAAUGGCGUGAUAUAUGGUUGCAACAUUGCAUCAAAAUACAUGGGGAAGAAUAAUGGAGGAAAUGGGGGCGCUGUUGUUAAUGUUGCUUCUAUGGCAGCUCUCAGACCUUUUACACUACCAAUCUAUUCAGCAACUAAAGCCGGUGUAGUUAUGUUUACAAGAUGUCAUGGAUUAAAUUACGAAAAAAGCGGAGUUAAAUUCACCUGUGUAUGCCCUAGUGCUAUAAACACCGAAAUGCUGAAAAAUGUCUUAACAUCAGGAGGGGAAAAGAUGAGAGAAUUUGUCAAAAGAAAUCCUGCAAUAGAACCAAGUGAAGUGGCAGAAGCAAUUAUUCAGCUCAUCGAAGAAGGAAAACCAGGAGCAGUUAUGACUGUUAUUAAAGGAGAGAAAAAUGAAUAUGUCAAAUUUACAGAUAAAAUGUAUAUAAAAUAGUAUUAAUUUUGCAGACAUUUUAAUCAUUAUUGAUUAUAGUACAUUUUGAUUUGGAUUCACUAAUUUUCAAUGGCAUUAAAUCUGUAAAUUUUAAGGCAAUAAAUAAAUCUUAAAAAGCUCUA